UCUGUGUUAAUUUUGUAAAUUGCCAUAAUGGCGCCGUAGAAAUGUAGGAAACGUAAAGUUACAAUGUGGAAAUAUUAAAGAAUCAUGGUAUUCUUAACUUGAAUAAUGUGGAAUAUUGUAUCUAUAGUGUUUUGUGUUCUAUUAGUAGGUGUUAGUAUUCUAUUCUUUCCAUUUACAAUUGCUUGUCUAGUUGUUCUAACGGUCAGUGGCUUCUUGCUUGUACAUGAGUUUGAAUGGACUGUUAAUCUGUCCCAAUUGAUAAUUUGGUUGAAAUCUAGCUUUGAUUCCUUGAUGGAUAUUGGAAAAUUCAAAUCUAAACCACCUCCAAGAGUAAUUAACAGUAAUGGAGUAAGUAAAACUCAUUCACCUUUGAUGACAAACAAAAUCAAGGUAACUCCUAACCUCAAUUCGCAAACAAAAUUUGUCAACGAACCUUUCGUUGGUGACAUUUACAAAAUGUCUUUGAAUGACUGCAACGGACAUAGUACACCAAACAGUUUUUCUGGCAAUGGAAAUUACAAAUAUGAUAAGCAACAAGAUAAACGGAACUCGUGGUAUAAUAGUACACCUAAAAGUGUUUCUGGUAGGCCUAGUGGAAAUUACACAUAUGAAGACAAUAGGAAUUCCAUCACCAAAUCCAAUGAAGAUCAACCAGUGGUUAUUCAAAGAAAUGUUCAAACAGCGGCUGGACCUCUGUUGGUCUCGACAAGGUUCAACUCAAAUAUCAGCUCAGAACUAUCAGCGAACGCAAGCAGUGCUGGUUUCUCUAGUCGCGUGGCGCACAAGGGAGCGGAAAUGGCGGCUGCAGCCGCAUCAGCUGUGACGCAUCAGGCCAAAUACGCAGGCGUCGGCGUCUUUCCAGUCGUCCAAUUGCAGAGUCGCUCGCCCAAGCUCCGCCUCUCGGCUGCGCGCGCAUCCUCUGCCUCUGUGCGCGUGCGCAUUGCGCCUCCUGAUACCAGUCCUCUGUGUGGUGGUGGUAUGAGUACAACUGACUUUUCAAACGUGACUGAAGGUGAAGACUCUGUAAAAUCUGUUCUGCAAGUGUUGAAAGAAAUAUCGCGAAAACGGAUACAUUCACAGGUUGACGAGGAUGCAGAUGAAGCUGUGAAAAAGCCGAAGAAGGACAGAAUCGAUGAGAAUCUCUCAAAGACUCUUGAUUCAGCUGUACAAAACAAACGCGGCCGCGAAGACUCGCCGCGCAGCAGCGAUGAGGUGAAACGGCAGCGCCGUAACGGAGCAGCGGUAGCUGUCACAACUAGAAGCAACGAGAUCAUGAGUUCACUGAGCUCCAGUCUCAGCGUCAAGCCGCCACAUCUCUGCAAGCCGGUCAAGGGCACCAAGCGGAAGGCUCACGCUGUAGAUUGGUCUCGAUGCUCGACUCCGGUGACUGGCAAAGUGCUCAAAGUGAAUACGUCUCCAAACCAAGAUCAAACUCCUAUGCCUUCCAAACCUCAGGAUGAGUCAACACCGCAGCAAGUGGCACAGAGCCAGCCACCACCUUGUGAGGUGCGCAGUGGCGUUGUGUGCAUCGAACCAGGCCAGCGGCGGCUGCUGGCAAGGGGCGGAGCCAACGUGCGAGUGCCGGCCAAUGGCGGCGAGCCUGUGACGUCAUCGUCGCCGUCCGAUGACACGCCCCCUCCAAGCCACGCUCCACCUUCGCCCGCCCCCUCUUCGCAUCUGCUCCGUCAGAUGAACGAUCCCGGACAACGGCUGAAGGACAUGUUGGCGGCUAUCAACGGUGGAGAAGAUGUGUCUACAGAAGAGCCGACCAUGAGUCCAAAUGUGGUGGCCAUCUUGAAGAGUGCCAAAUCCACAGUGACCAAAAGUGGGGAGAGCUCUUCAUCCAUUCUGAAAACACCCGACCAACAAGAUGGACACAAAACAGUCACAUUUGCUCAGCCAUUGACCUCAGCCAUAUCCGAGUUUCCCUCUUCACUGUCAACCACAGCCAACCAAGUGUCACCGUUCACACUGCCGUCAUCUUUGUCAAGUGCAUCAUUGCAGGGUGCAAUUGCAGCAGAACCACCCAAGCCUGCUCCACCUGCAUUCUCGCUGCUCAAACAAGAGGAUAAAAGUCAGGCCAAUACGCCACUGUUUGGCAGCACUGGUUUCAGUGGAAAUGCCACCAAUGAUGACACUAAAGCUGCACCCAAACUGGAAGGUAGCAGUCUGUUUGGAGUGAACACUGCCGAGAAAUGCAGCACAUCUGUUGCUAGUGCAGUGGUGUCAUCUGCAGCAACAAGCCAACCAUUGAUGUCAUUUGGUGGUUCCACUGCUGCAAAACCGACUGAGUCUCCGGCAACAUCAUUCUCAGGAGGAAAACCAGCUGAACCCUCAACAACACCUCUAUUUGGAGCUAAACCAGCUGAAUCGCCUGCAACAACAUCACUAUUUGGAGCUAAACCAGCUGAAUCGCCUGCAGCAACAUCUUUAUUUGCAGCAAAACCAGCUGAAUCGACUGCAGGAACAUCUUUAUUUGGGCCAAAACCAGUUGAAUCACCAGCUGCAACAUCUUUAUUUGGAGCGAAACCAACUGAAUCACCAGCCGGAACAUCUUUAUUUGGAGCAAAACCCACUGAAUCUCCAGCUGCAAGUAUGUUUGGAUCAAAACCAGCUGAAUCACCAGCCGCAACAUCUGUAUUUGGAGCAAAACCAGCUGAAUCACCAGCUGCAACAUCUUUAUUUGGAGCGAAACCAACUGAAUCACCAGUCGGAACAUCUUUAUUUGGAGCAAAACCCACUGAAUCUCCAGCUGCAAGUAUGUUUGGAUCAAAACCAGCUGACUCUUCAGCUGCAACAUCUUUAUUUGGAGCAAAACCAGCUGAUUCUCCAGCAGCAAGUAUUUUUGGAGCAAAACCAGCUGAAUCUGUACCAUCAACAUCAUCCAGCACAAAUGUCAUGUUCAGUGCUGGAAACGCGGCCACAUCAACAGCAUCACCAAUGUUUAACACUCUUGCCAAAUCAACUGAAAAUGCAUCAUCCAAUGGUGCUGGCUCAGCCACUAGCAAGGCCGUUACAUCACCACCUGCAUUUGGUGCCAAUGUUUUUGGAGGCUCCAGCAAUGCUACAAGUACAGCACCUACAGUGUUUGGAGGUUCCACUAGUGUAUCAAGUUCAGCACCUAUAGUAUUUGGAAGCUCCAAUAAUGCAACAAGCUCAGCACCUAAUGUGUUUGGAAACUCCAGUAAUGCAGGAGGGUCAUUGUUUUCAGGCAAUAGCACAUCAGCUAGAGCACAAGUGUUUGGAGCAGCUUCUGCAUCAACAGGCAGUAGUAGUGGUACACCUACCACAACAACUACCACCAACUUGUUUGGAGCCAAAACUACCAGUGAAGGUGAUAAAGCAGCAUCAGCUGGCGGCUCUCUGUUCAGUGCUUCAUCACCAUCCGUUUUUGGCACAACAGCCAAUAGUGGGUCAUCAGCGUUUGGAGGAACAGCAUCAAAACCACAGCAGAACAGUGGGUUUGGGAUGUUUGGUGGUGCAAGUGAUGUGCCCAAAACUAAUGCGUUCUCAUCAGGCACAAGUGCUGCUCCAAUGUUUGGGUCUGCAGCUGGCAGUACUCCUUCAUCUGCAGCUGGGGCAAGUUUUGGUGCAACAUCUUCAACGAGUUUUGGUGCAACAGCAGCAAGUGUUGCAACAGUUGCAACCAGUUUUGGUGCAGCAGCAGCAACUAGUAGCAACGCUUUUGGCCAAACAACCAGUUCACCAGCUUUUGGUGGAUUCAGUUCGGGAGGUGCGUUUGGAAGCAGUAAGCCUUCAGCUCCAACCGCCACUAGCCAGGCCUCGUCACCGAUGUUCUCAUUUGGCAGUCAGACACCUGCUGCGUCAACUGCUCCACUCUUCAAUGGUGCCGGUGCCGCUCAGACAUCGACCACCAACGGUGGCUUUGGAGGGUUCUCAAGCGAGGACAAAACAAAGACUGUAGGUGGGUUUGGCAGUGCAUUCCAACCAGCCGCUUCCACCUCAGCGGCUCCUGCCUUCUCAUUCGGAUCCAGCGGUGCAAGUGGAUCGGGCGCGUUUGCCUUUAACAACAACAGUUCUGCUCAGUCAACAACAGAGAACGCAACAUCAGCAUUUUCGUUUCCCAAACCAUCUACAGAACCUAGCAAGCCGUUUGCGUUUGGCGGUGCCAGCAGCAGUGGCGCCACCAAUCAGCAGUCAGCGUUUGCGUUCAAUGGCGGCGCUGUUGCCAGUUCAGCCAGUGUUGCCAGUUCAGCCAGUGUUGCCAGUUCUCCCUCGGCCGGAUUCCAGUUUGGCGCCGCCUCGUCUGCUGCCCCGGCUCAGCCACAAGUUCCCGGUGCUUUUGUAUUCGGUGGCGCGAGUACAUCCAACUCAGGUUUCGGAAUGAAUCCACCGGCUUUCACUCUGGGCGCGGGAGGUGGAGUGGGGAGCGUCGGCUCGCCGGCCGGGGGGGCUCGCUUCAGCAUCGGCUCAGGCUCGACCAGUGCGCGCUCAAGGUCCGUGGCAAGAGCCAAGCGCACCAAAUAGACUACAUUCACCGCCGAUCGUUCUUGUGCUGGUCCUUCUGAAGCAAGCCAUCUCGUGAAAGUUAAUGAUUAAUUCAAACGAUGAACUGCAGUUUCGAUAAGUGUACAUACUCUAUAAAUUUAAUGUAAUAAUCAUUAGUCAUUUAUAUUUCUUGAAUGCUGAUCAGGGGGGAACCAAAUUAGGUAAACAUGUUAUUUUUUCCUAUUAUUGUUGUGAAUAUUUUGGGUAGUAUAUUUAUUUGACAAGGGAUGUGAAAAUUCGCAAAUAUUAUUUAUCAUCGGUACAAAAUUCAGAUUAAUAGUUUUGUAAUAGUAAUAUCUUGUCUUCAAAACACUUUAUUUUCCUUGAUUCUCCACUUCUUUUUCUACUUCUUCAUCCUCUUAGAUUUUUUUUUCAUUUUUCUUGUAUUCGUUUGGUUUUUUUAAUUGCUGUUACUGUACACGCUUUGGUUAGUUUAUCUGGGAACAUUCUGUGUAUAUAUACUUAGGUAUAAGUAGUAGUAGUGGUAUAAGAAGUGGAGUGGUUGGAAAUUAUAUAGUUUUUGUAGGCAAUGCUAUGAUUAUUGUUUAAUUGAUAUUUAAAUGCUAGUUAAUAAUUAUUUAGUUAUAAUCAAUAUUAUUAACAAUAACGUUUGAGCCAAGCCUCACAGUUUUAAAUUAAAAUAAUAUACUCAUUUUCAUUGAUUCUGGUGAAAAUGAGAGAUAAAUUUACACUUGAAUUUUAUUGUUUAUAUUAUUUUUGUGAACAGACUAUUUUUUAAUAUUAGUUGAAAACUAGAGUUUAUAGAGACAGACUGGUCUCUUUUAGCAGACAUCUUGAAAAGAUUUAUUGUAAAAAUAUCAUGGUGUUAAUCUCGUUUAAUUUUGAUUCAGAGAUGACCUGUGUUUUAAAAAUGACAAUCAAGCAAAAUUAAUUAUUAUUCAAGCUGAUAUAACUCAGUACCUAAUUGGAUGGAAAUAUUCAAAAUACGAGAGGCUUUGGCUCUUUCUAAAAAAUAUUUUAAGGUUAUGUGAGAUUGAUUGCUUCCAUCGUGAAUAAUUUGUUAUUAAAAUUUAGUUUUUGUGUUUUAUUUUGUUUUUUUUUUCAUUAUCAAUCUUUUUUUCAUAUAAUGUUAUCAGUCAACAUAGGAGAAUUAUUAUUAAACAAUUUUCAAAGUAUGAUUUUUUUUCUAAAGUAGUAAAUUUUUGUAUUUUUUCCGUGUAUUUGGAUCCAUACAAUAAUUGGUAGUCCCAGCUGGAAUAUAGAUAUGUGGCUCAUUGACAGCUAAAAUAUACAGGGUGGGUAAAAAGUCCGAGAACGGCU
Nilaparvata lugens (brown planthopper) is the source of this 5790-nucleotide messenger RNA. RefSeq names its product mucin-19. NCBI's taxonomy places the organism in Eukaryota, Metazoa, Arthropoda, Insecta, Hemiptera, Delphacidae. The transcript is spliced from 11 exons. Bases 106 to 4488 code for a protein of 1460 amino acids. The record is from RefSeq and is a predicted model, not a curated record.